AUUGGGAUUGGUGGUUCGGACCUUAUUGACAAUAAAACAGGACAACUGAGUUACUUUGUGUAAUUGCCGUGCUGUGAAUGGGAAAGUCCCUUUUAUGAGUGUUCUGCUCGGUUUAACUAGCUACGUGAAGCGGCUUCAACAACAUAUCAGUAAACCAAAAAUAUCGCUUACUGAAUGUAAAUGACAAACACACUUUCUGAAAGGUCUAGCCAAAUGCACCCAUCUUUUGAUCAAAACCGAUCAUUCAACGCCCUUCGCAACUAGUGUACGGUAGUCCAUACAGUUGUGAACAGAAGCAAUUAAAUCACUACUGCUGGCAAACAUGGUAAGACUAACACUGUUGGCAUUGACUAAAUAACGUUUAACUUUAUUGGUCAGCCGGAUAUCUCCCUUUUACACAAUCUUAUCUUCAAUCCUCACCCCAUUCAUAUCGCUUCCAAUGUUUGUGACAAGACCUGACAGAGCACGUAAAUCCAGAAGGCACGUUAGUUAGCCAAAAUGAUUUUUACAGUUAUUUGUAUUUAUUUGACAUAUAUAUGAUUUUUUUUACUCUGUACAUUUCAUAACAUCCUAAUAUCUAAUAUUGUCACAUAUACAUGUCGACGUAAGUACCUACGAAGUCCUACGUUAUAACUGACUGACAUAUAGAUCAUUUCGUAGCGAAUCUUUAUUUUUGUCAUUCACAAAUAGUCCUACUGAAUACUUCACAAUUACACUUACUGUACUCCGGAUUUUCGUCGGUGUUCUGGUCUAAGGCUGUAAAUUGGACGCUUGAAAUUCCAUGGAUUCACAGCCAAAUGUCAUCUUUUAUUGGACUGUCAGACGCGUUCAGUAUCAUCACAUAAAUAUUUUAAAGUCAUCGUAGCCCUCUCCACGGAUAUGGAAUAAGGACUUGUUUUUAAUAAGUUACUAAUGAGUGUUAAGAAUCAAAUUUUUUGAUAUAAAAUACAUGUAAUUUUAUUUUUCAGGGUCCUGUAAUGGUCACAGAAUGCUUGAAACCGUAUGCAUCGCAUAUUCGGGUACACUUUGUUUCAAACAUAGAUGGAACACAUAUUGCAGAAACAUUAAAGAAAGUGAAUUCAGAGACAGUUUUGUUUAUCAUCGCCUCCAAAACCUUCACUACCAUUGAAACGAUGACCAAUGCUAACUCUGCCAAACAAUGGUUCUUAGAACAUGCGAAAGAUGUCGCUCAUGUGUCCAAGCACUUUGUUGCUUUGUCAACUAAUACGACAGAAGUCUGUAAAUUCGGCAUAGCACCGGAAAACAUGUUUGAGUUUUGGGAUUGGGUUGGAGGUCGUUACUCAUUAUGGUCGGCUAUAGGUUUAUCUAUAGCUCUCUACGUAGGUAUGGAGAAUUUCAUCAAGCUGUUAGAAGGAGCUCAUGAAAUGGACAAACAUUUCAAAGAAACGCCAUUGCACAAAAAUAUUCCUGUCAUCUUAGCUGUGUUAGGUGUAAUGUAUAUCGAUAUUUAUGGUGCAGAAACUCAAGCUGUUUUACCAUAUGAUCAAUAUAUGUCACGUUUUGCUGCAUACUUUCAACAAGGUGAUAUGGAAUCCAAUGGGAAGUUUGUUAGACGUGAUGGCAAAGAAGUUGAUUAUUCUACUGGUCCCAUAGUUUGGGGUGAACCGGGAACGAAUGGGCAGCACGCAUUCUACCAACUUAUCCAUCAAGGCACUCGCUUAAUUCCAUGUGAUUUCUUAAUACCAGUUCAUACACAUAAUCCAGUUCAAGGUGGAUUACAUCAUGAGAUUCUCCUAUCUAAUUUUUUGGCUCAAACUGAAGCUUUAAUGACUGGUAAAACAAAAGAAGAAGUACAUAAGGAAUUAGUUGCUUCUGGAGUUACUGGUGAAAAGUUAAACUCACUUGCAUUGCAUAAAAGUUUCAAGGGUAAUCGUCCAUCGAAUUCCAUUGUAUUCACUAAAUUAACACCAUAUGUUUUGGGUGCUUUAAUUGCUAUGUAUGAACAUAAGAUAUUUGUUCAAGGAAUUAUAUGGAAUAUUAAUUCUUUUGAUCAAUGGGGUGUGGAGUUGGGCAAAGUGUUAGCCAAGAAAAUUCAACCAGAAUUAACUAGCAGUGAACCAAUUACUAGUCAUGACUCUUCAACCAAUGGAUUAAUUGCAUUUAUUAAAAGUCAUCGAAAAUAAAUCAUGUUUUUCAAAUGAAAAACAAAACAAAAGAAAACGAAUAAUUCGACAAUUUUAAUGAAUUCAAUUUCCAAUCACCAAUGACAAUUUCGGGAAUAUGCAAAAAACCUUAUUAUUAAUUUUUGAUUUAUUUGUUUAUUCUACUUAUUGAAACCUUAGUAGUGAGUGAGAUAAUGAAUAUUAAAUUAGGAAGUUUUUUAUUUUGAUCUGAUCAGUAGUAACAAAAAUAUUCAUUGUUUUUAAUUAUUCUGGUCAAUAAUCAAUGUCAUUUCUUUUUAUUUACUUUUUGAUUAGCUAACAAAUUAGAUAUUUUUUUUAUUAUAAACUGAUCUCAUAAUCAGUAGAAUAAUGAUAUUAGUGUUCCAAUCGUAAUAAUUAUUUAGGUUUUCUUUUCUAAGUAGCAUAAUCUCUUGUAGUGCUGAAAUUUCAGAAGUUCUCUUUUUUUCGACUUUCUGUAUUUUAUAGUUCAUUAAUUAAAACUACUUGAAAGUGCACUGGAUAAUUGCUACUCUCGUUUAAUAUUUGUAUACCCUUCUCCUCCCUUAUUUGAUUUGAACUUUUAAUGAUGAAAUAUAAGAAAAAGAAACUUUGAUUAUAA
This is a messenger RNA of Schistosoma turkestanicum, 2742 nucleotides long. NCBI's taxonomy places the organism in Eukaryota, Metazoa, Platyhelminthes, Trematoda, Strigeidida, Schistosomatidae. The record is from the annotation of a GenBank genome assembly.